Molecule: messenger RNA, 4704 nt
Organism: Ceratina calcarata
Lineage: Eukaryota; Metazoa; Arthropoda; Insecta; Hymenoptera; Apidae
Gene: dia
Product: diaphanous related formin 1
Exons: 17
Coding region: 501-3737 (1078 amino acids)
Biological process (GO): actin filament polymerization; actin cytoskeleton organization
Cellular component (GO): actin filament
Molecular function (GO): actin binding; small GTPase binding
Source: RefSeq, a predicted model, not a curated record
GCGUGCUGCUACUCAUUGUAGAUUGUAUUAUACGUGUAGUACGGUUGUUCCGUUUUAACGAAUAUAUUAAUUAAUCGAUGUUACGGUUUAUUUUCCACGGUUUAUGUGAUUCGGUAUCAGUGUUUUAUUAAACGAUCGGCCGUUCGCGUUGCUGAGUGUAUAAAGUUCGUUCCGGAAGCCAGGCAAUCGCUCUUCGUAGGAGAUUAUUUUGUACUGGCAGGUGUUUCGUUGUCAUAACGGAUGAAAUGAAUAUUUUUCUAUGGAAAGGUCGUUUCACCUUGCUUAAGAAACCGCUAGUACCCAGUGCUCGUUCUAUCACCGGUGAACUAUUCAAUUCUAUCACCGAUUAGUUUAACAUAGUAAUUGUUCAUCGCGGGAUCACGAACUAACGCUGGAUCCGUACACACUACAACUGCAUCUUGGAGGAUACAAUUUUAGGUCAAAUCAAAUCAAAAGAGAAACAUGUAUAACGGAAGGUAACAGUCGGUGGAGAUUCAGCCAUGGCCAAUAGAAAGGACAAAUCAAAUUCAGUGGGCUUCCUGGACACAUGGUUCGGCCGGCCAAAAAAAUCCGGGCGUGGAGGUGGGGUCAGAAGUGGUUCGGGAAACAACACGAUACCCCGGCCUCACUCCGGCGAUGAUUUCAACGAGAUCGAACAGCAACGUUGUAUAAUCGAGAGGAUGGACAAGGACAUGGUGAACGACAAGUUCGAGGAAAUGCUGGCCAAUAUGAAUCUUACCGAGGAGAAGAAAGAGCCUCUGAGGCAGCAGUCGGAGGCGAAGAAAAAGGAGAUGCUCGUGCUGCAUUACAAAGGUAGUAUACAGGAGAACAGGUCGAAGUUCGACAAGCCGGCGGAUUAUAUACAAUAUCUGGCGCAACUCGACUUGAGCGUUAACAAGAUCUACAACUGCGUCGAGUCAUUAAGAAUAGCGCUGACGAACAAUCCCCUGAGCUGGGUCCAAGAAUUCGGCACGAAGGGCUUGAAACAGGUUUUAGCCACGCUCAACGAAUGCUAUCGGAAUGCCUUCAUAUAUUACGAUAGUGACAACCGAUACGAGCGUAUACAAUACGAAUGCAUCCGAUGUUUGAAGGCCAUUAUGAAUAACACCGUCGGCAUAAAAGAGAUGUUGGCGCAUCACGAGGCGCUGACGAUCGUUGCCAGAUCUUUGGAACCGACCAAGCCAUCGGUGAUGUCGGAGGCCGUGAAGUUGCUCGGUGCCGUUUGCCUUAUUUCCAGCGACAGCCAUAAAAAAGUUCUGGACGCGAUCACUAUGAACGGCGAAUUUAAAGGGAGCGAAAGAUUUUUACCGAUUGUACAGGGCUUAAUGAAUAAGAAGAACGAGAACCUAAGGGUGGAGUGCCUUCAACUCAUCAAUUCCAUAAUCUCCUCGGCGGAGGAACUAGACUUUAGAUUGCAUCUGCGAAACGAAAUUAUGCGAGUCGGGCUGUCGAAUAUUUUGGAAACGUUGGAGAAAGACGACUCGGAAGAUCUGGCUAGGCAUUUGAAGAUCUUCAAUGAACACAAAGAGGAGGAUUACGAAGAGUUCGUGCAGAGAUUCGAUCACGUCAGAUUAGAGCUGGACGAUGUGAACGAUUGUUUCGAAGUGAUUAAGAACAUGGUGAUGGAAACGUCUGCCGAACCGUAUUUCUUGUCGAUACUUCAGCAUCUGUUGUUCGUCAGGGACGAUGCUUUGGUGAGGCCAGCGUAUUAUAAACUGAUAGAGGAAUGCGUGUCGCAAAUAGUGUUGCAUCGAUCAGGCUGUGAUCCAGAUUUCAGCGCGACCAAGCGCUUUCAAAUCGAUGUUCAACCGCUGAUCGACACGCUGGUAGAGAAGUCGCGAGUGGAGGAGGAGAGACGUCUAGUCGAGGUGUCGCAGAAAUUGGAAGAAGCGAUCGCGAGUAAGCAAGAGACGGAAGCGAAGCUGCAACACGCGGAGAACAAGAUCAGGGAGCUGGAGCAAGGAGGGGCUAGAACGACGACUAGUAAUACGAAAAUAUCGAUGGGUGAUAAAGCGGCUCCUCCGCCACCGCCACCGCCACCAGGCGGAAUGCCACCGCCGCCGCCGCCGCCACCAGGUAUGGGUGGUCCUCGUCCACCUAUGCCGCCACCUCUUCCGGGAGGAGGACCACCGCCACCGCCGAUGCCUGGUAUGCCGCGGGGACCGGCACCUCCGCCGAUGCCAGGCAUGGGAGGACCACCGAUGCCACCUGGUCUCAUGCCGCCAGCUAUGAACAUUCCACAGCCACUUCCUCUGGGAUUAAAACCGAAGAAGAAGUGGGAAGUCGACGCGCCGUUGAAACGAGCGAAUUGGAAAGCGAUUCUCCCGCAUAAACUCACCGAGAAAUCGUUUUGGGUGAAAGUGCAAGAGGACAGAUUAGCCAAUCCCGAAAUAUUGGAUGGUCUGGCUCAAAAGUUCGCAUCGAAACCGAGCGGAAAGAAGGUUGACGACGUCGUGGAUAAAUCGACUCCUUCGAAGAAAGUGAAAGAUCUGAAGGUGUUGGAUGGAAAGACUGCUCAGAAUAUUCUUAUUCUUCUCAAUGGUACUUUGAAACAUGUGUCGUACGAAGACGUGAAGUCUUGUUUGCUCAAGUGCGAAGGGCCUGUGAUCUCCGAUAAUAUACUUCAGGGACUGAUACAAUAUUUACCGCCGGCCGAUCAGCUGACGAAAUUGCAAGCCUAUAAAGAUCAAUACGAUGACCUAACUGAGGCCGAACAAUUUUGCAUCACGAUAUCGACCAUCAAAAGGCUAUUGCCGAGAUUAAGAUCGUUAAGUUUCAUGCUGCAUUACGAAGAACUGGUGCAGGACGUGAAGCCGGAUAUAGUCGCGGGUACAGCGGCUUGCGAAGAAGUAAAGUGCAGCAAGAAGUUCGCCAGAAUUCUUGAAUUAAUAUUACUACUCGGUAACUACAUGAAUUCCGGCUCGAAGAACGGUCAAGCUUUCGGAUUUGAAAUCAGUUUUCUAACCAAGCUGACCAGCACGAAAGAUAUCGAUAACAAGCAGACUCUGAUGCAUUAUUUGGUGGACACGAUAGAAAGACAAUUUCCGGAGUGCAUAAAUUUCUCGGAAGAGCUGGCGCACGUAGACAGGGCGAGCCGAGUCUCUUUGGAAAAUGUUCAGAGAACGUUGCGGCAAAUGGAGUCGAACAUUCGGAACCUUGAGCAAGAUAUAUCGAACGCAAAAAUUCCGCAGUCCGACAAGGAUUACUUUCUGGACGUUAUGGGCCCGUUCGCGAAGAAAGCACGAGAGUCUUACGAGGUUCUGCAGAACAUGUUCAAAAACAUGGACAGCUUGUAUACGGAGAUCUCGGAAUUCUUUUCCUUCGACAAGCAAAAGUACACGAUCGAGGAAUUCUUCGGCGACAUAAAGACGUUCAAGGAUGAUUUCACGCAAGCUCAGAAGGAGAUAAUCAAACUGCGGGAGAGCGAGGAGAAACAGAGGAGAGCGAGAGAGGCGCGAGAGAAGGCCGAAGCGGAGAAAGCGGCACGGGCGGCACGGAAACGAGCGCUAGUCGAUAUGAACGCGCACGAAACGCAGGAGGGUGUUAUGGACAGUCUAAUGGAGGCUCUUCAAACUGGUUCCGCGUUCAGUCGACCGGAUCAACGACGCAAACGUCAGACACGCGCCGCUGGUGCAGAGAGAAGAGCACAGCUUAAUAGGAGUCGAUCGCGUACGGGAUUAGUCGGGACUGGUUUACUGGGAAGAGAACUUUCAACAGAACUUUUAAGCUCGGCAUAAUCCAUGGAAUAAUCCUGUUUCCGUCCUAAACUCGAAUCUGUGAUGGAUCGUACUUUUUGUUCUCUAAACGAUGAACCAGUGAAAGCGAAAUGCUUGUUAACACAGUUUGCGGAUUAGGAGAGUAAUUUGGCGAGGUCCUCCCUUUGCGAACAGCCGCCAUUUGGAGUAAAACGAUCCCCUGUAAAAUAUCACGUUUUAUACAUAAUUCUGUACAGAAGGACGUUGAAUGGUUCACCAUCGAUGAGAGAACAUUCGAAAAACUAAUUUAGCUACGAUUUUUCUACCAAAAUUUUUUAAACCUGCCGGUCCGUUUUUCAACCGGCACGGGGUAUGUCCGAGAAGAACACACGCACAUUUUGCUAUUGCGAAAGACGAUUGCGAUGUAAAUAUGCUGUAUAGGUUUGGCGUGUUUUGCCCGUGUCGUCGCAGCGUGUGUACAGAGUCACGUUGUAUUGUACAUACGGCUUCUUGUCUUUCGUUCGACGUUUGUCGUCCAACAGCCUGACCUCCCCGAGCACGAUGGCGAUCGCGUGAACCGCGUAUUCGAUAAAUCGACUGCUUUUAUUCGGGAAACCUUUCAAAGCCCGUGCCAAAACGAUGACGACGAAGAAGUGCACGAGAAUCGUGCGUUUAUUAAUUUAUUUUCCACCAAGCGAACCGCCAUAGUUAAUUGGCAAGCUCGGUCGUUUUCUACAGUAAGACUUCUGUCAAUUAUUUUAACAAUUAAAAAAAUAUAUAUAUAUAUGUAUAUACAUAAACUGCAAUUACACUCGAUCCAGUUACGGAGCUCCUCCUCCUAUCGAUUAAGGAAAUAUUUCAACGGACACGAAACGUCAACGUAAACGAGAGACCAUUACUUUCUCGCGAAUCUCGAAUUCGACGACUGUUUAUAUUGUAACUACGCCUAACAUUAAGAAAGACCAUUUGUAUUUAUAUUGUGAAUACAUGCAUUUAGAAUACAUCUCGA